AUGGAGAGGGGAAACCGAACAGGCGUCUCAGAAUUCCUCCUCCUGGGACUGUCCGACCGAGAGGAGCAGCAGCAGCUCCUCUUCAUUCUGUUUCUCUGGAUGUACCUACUCGGGGUCCUGGGGAGCCUUACCAUCGUCCUGGCCAUCGGAUCCGACCCACAUCUGCACACCCCCAUGUACUUCUUCCUCACCAACCUCUCCCUGGCCGACAUCUGCUUCCUGUCCACCACGGUCCCCAAGAUGCUGAUCAACAUUGAGACCCACAGCAAAUCCAUAUCAUACUCAGGCUGCAUGGUACAAAUAUAUUUCUUCAGUCUGUUCGUAAAUCUGGACCAUUUUCUCCUCACCGGGAUGGCUUAUGACCGCUAUGUAGCCAUAUGCCACCCCCUCCACUAUACCACCAUCAUGAGCCCACGGCUCUGUGCCCUGAUGGUUGCUGGGUCCUGGAUACUCAGCAGUCUCCAUGCUCUGACACAUACUUCAAUGGUGCUUCGAAUAACCUUCUGUGGAAACCAAACCAGCAUCACGGAAUUCCUCCUCCUGGGACUGUCCGACUGGGCAGAGCAGUGGCAGCUCCUCUUCGUCCUGUUCCUCUGGUUGUACCUUCUCGGCGUUGUGGGGAGCCUGCUCAUUGUCCUGGCCAUCAGCUCUGACCCGCACCUGCACACCCCCAUGUACUUCUUCCUCACCAACCUCUCCCUAGCCGACAUCUGCUUCCUAUCCACCACGGUCCCCAAGAUGCUGGUCAACAUUCAGACCCAUGACAAAUCCAUAUCCUACGCUGGCUGCCUGGCGCAAAUGUACUUCUUCAUUCUGUUUGGAGGUCUGGACCACUUUCUCCUCACUGGGAUGGCAAAUGACCGUUACGAGGCCAUAUGCCACCCCCUCCACUACACCACCAUCAUGAGCCCCCGGCUCUGUAGCCUGCUGAUUGCUGGAUCCUGGAUCUUCAGUUCCCUCCAUGCCCUGAUACACACCCUAUUAGUGGUUCGCUUAUCCUUCUGCUCGAAUCGUGAAAUUCUUCACUUCUUCUGUGAACUUUACCAGAUCCUAGAGCUUUCCUGUUCUAGCGUCGUCAUCAAUAAACUAAUGGUGUUUGUCUUUACAGGACUGAUUGGGGUAGGACCAAUAUUUGGCCUCCUGUUCUCUUACAUUCGCAUCAUCUCCACCAUAUUGAGAAUCCCAUCUGCAGGGGGAAGGUGGAAAGCUUUCAGCACCUGUGGCUCUCACCUGACCGUGGUCUCCUUAUUCUACAGCACUGUUCUUGGAACCUACCUUUGUCCAACAUCUACCCAAGCAUUCAGUAAGGGCUUGAUAGUGUCUGUGCUGUACACAGUGGUCAUCCCUACAAUGAAUCCCUUCAUCUACAGCCUGAGGAACAAGAACAUGAAAGAGGCCCUGAGAAAUACAUUCAACAGGAAAAGUGUCUUCUCUCGAGGAUUCUGA
Molecule: messenger RNA, 1446 nt
Organism: Tachyglossus aculeatus (Australian echidna)
Lineage: Eukaryota; Metazoa; Chordata; Mammalia; Monotremata; Tachyglossidae
Product: olfactory receptor 7A10-like
Exons: 2
Coding region: 1-1446 (481 amino acids)
Biological process (GO): G protein-coupled receptor signaling pathway
Cellular component (GO): membrane
Molecular function (GO): G protein-coupled receptor activity; olfactory receptor activity
Source: RefSeq, a predicted model, not a curated record